GAAACCCUGAAGAUUAAUCAGACAGUGCUACAAGGCAUCAAGUCAAUGUUCAGAGUGCAUUAGACUACGAGGAGAAACCACACAUUUGCUCUUCACCAUAGAGGAGAGACUGAUAACAUCUGCGGUGACUGUGCCCUCUUUGGACACCUGUUUGCCGUCUAGUUCUUCACCGGAGACCGAGAGACUGGUAAAAGCUACAGCCUGGACUUAGAACUCAUAAUUAAGGUUUCUUCACUUGGGUCAGGGAGACAUAUCUGAGCAGAAACCAGCAGAACUGAGACAAUAUGUUUGGGAUGUGCCGAAAUCAUCGACAGCUUUCUCAACUACAAAACUUCAGACAGUUGAUAUACCUCACCAUCAUCUCUCUCAUCCUGCUGUGUUGGAUGUACAGGUCACACAGGAGCUUCCCGUUCGUGACUCAGUACGAUCCAGAAAUCACUGAGCCUCAGACUCCAGUGCAACUGAAAGAGACUCAGCAAUGUCCUUCAGGGCAAAUGGCUCCUCAGUCACAAAAGCUGUCUAUCGUGGCGGUCAACAGGACGAAGACACUGCUGGUAUCAGCUUAUCAGGAGCACCGCACAGGAAAUAGGAAGGUUCGUGUCAUUGCAGUGGUGCUGAGGAAGGAGACUGUAGCCUACCAUUGCCUCCUCUGUUGUCAGGAUCAACUGCACAUCUCUGACGGUGUCAGCAGUGUCUAUGCUCAUCACUUUGACUUUCCAUAUGGGACAGCAGACAUCAUGUGUCCUAUCCCUUCAGGCUGUGAGACUGUGUCUCAUAUCGCUGUGACCUCUGCUGCAAACAAAUCUGGAGAGUUUGUGGAGGUGAAGAACCAGAAGGUGAAAAGUGACUCCUUUCCAUACAACUUCACUGUCUGCCUCUCCACCAUGUUCGAUUUCACCAACGUGUUACAGCUGGUCCAGAGUUUGGAAAUGCUGCAGUUACUGGGGGUGAACAGGGUUGUCGUCUAUAAGACCAGCUGCAGCCCUGAAACACAGCGCAUACUGGACUACUACACUCACAAAGGUUUAGUGGAGGUGAUUCCUUGGUCUCUGUCCAAAUUUAUUAAUGUAUCUCGGGGCUGGCUGCCUUCACACGGUCCGGGUGACAUCCACUACCUCGGCCAGAUUCCUGCUCUCAAUGACUGUCUCUACAGAUACAUGUACCAGUCUAAAUAUGUGGCCCUGCAUGACAUUGACGAGCUCAUACUGCCUCAGUCAGUCAACAGCUGGUUGAAAUUGUUGCCACAGUUGGAGAAGAAGUAUGGCGCUGACCAGUGUUACAUGUUUGAAAAUAACGUGUUCCCCAUCACCGUCACGCUGCCUCCUCCCACCUCCCAGACUCUGCCCCUGCAGAACCACCACUGGCAGAAUGUGUCUGGAGUUAACAUCCUGGCUCACCUGUACCAUGAACCCAUCAUUCCAGAAACUCAUUACAGCAACUUCAAGAUCAUUGUCAACCCUCGAGCUGUGUACAGAGCAACCGUCCACGGACUGCUGAAGUCAGUCAAAGGCUGCGCCUGGGUUGACAGGAAUAUAGCACGAAUGUACCACACAAGAGAUCCGAGGCAACCCAAGCUGACACCAAACCAGCUGAUUUAUGACGGCAGACUGCUGAGCUACAGCACCCACCUCAUACCAGCUGUCAAUACUGUACUCAGAGAGAAUGGACUUCUACCAGAGGACAGCAUACAGUAGCCUCUGUUGGUGUGUGCGUGUCUCUACUCAAAGCACCAAAUGCAAAUGUUGUUCACUUAUUGGCCACUAGGUGAAGUGUAAGUGUCCAUCCAGACUUUCAUCCUUUUAACUCAGGGAGAGGAAUUAUUCUUCAGGAAUUUAUAGUUUAAUUAUUUAAUAGUCUGAUCUGUGCGGACUUUUUAAACAUGUUAAAUAUGUUGCUUGCUGACUGCACAAACAAUUCCAUUUUGCAUUAUAGAGCGGUGCAGGGAUGAUGUAUUUUUGAUGGCCAUUUUUGUUGCUCGGGUUUAUUUUUUAUUUUCAGUACUGUAUGAACCAUUUUCUUGGGUGAUUGAAUAGUGGUUAAUUCAUUUUUAAUAUAUACAUUGAGCUUUAAUUAAUGUAUUUUUAAGCUAUUGUGGAGCAUUGCUGUCUGUAGUGUCCUGCUGUAAAUGAUCAAUAAAGGUUUUGGACUGGAAGACA
Molecule: messenger RNA, 2156 nt
Organism: Lates calcarifer (barramundi perch)
Lineage: Eukaryota; Metazoa; Chordata; Actinopteri; Centropomidae
Exons: 10
Coding region: 285-1694 (469 amino acids)
Source: RefSeq, a predicted model, not a curated record